Thalassophryne amazonica is the source of this 4832-nucleotide messenger RNA. It is a transcript of the gene rarga, whose product is annotated as retinoic acid receptor gamma a. The transcript has 10 exons. The record is from RefSeq and is a predicted model, not a curated record. Gene Ontology annotation, biological process: cellular response to corticotropin-releasing hormone stimulus; retinoic acid receptor signaling pathway; regulation of transcription by RNA polymerase II. Gene Ontology annotation, cellular component: transcription regulator complex; nucleus. The coding region runs from base 415 to 1947 and encodes 510 amino acids. NCBI's taxonomy places the organism in Eukaryota, Metazoa, Chordata, Actinopteri, Batrachoidiformes, Batrachoididae. Gene Ontology annotation, molecular function: RNA polymerase II cis-regulatory region sequence-specific DNA binding; zinc ion binding; nuclear receptor activity.
GGCGGAUGUGUCGGCGUUUCCUCGAGCCAGCGCUGCGCCGCGCCGGAGGACUCGUGUGAAGACGCUCCGUCACUUUGUUUUGUGUCCCUCAAAGAAAGUUGGGAGAGUGCGCGCGCGCCGUGGAAUGUGUGUGAUCCGCCGCCGAGGAAGAAGCCAGCUCCACUAAUCAUCGGAUCAUUCACGUGCUUCAUCUGUCCUUCUGUCCCGUCAACGCCACGGCUGAAAAGUGAAUUGGAAGAUCGUUCAGAAGUGGAGGCUGAUCUUCCACAAAUAAUCCGCUGGCUUGUCCAUUCUCCACAUCCUGAGAGCCAUUGGAAGAAGGUGGAUUUCAAGUUUUCUUGGGAUUUCCAAGUGUUGUAAGAGCAACUUCUUUGGCCCAGUGGUCUGCUGCAGACCCCUGGGUGCCUCAACGCCAUGGCUGCCAACAGGGAACAGCAGGUGGGUCACAUGACCGGCUUCCCACCUGCUGUCUACCCUUUUGCCUUCAAUUCCAUGCGAAGCCACUCCCCCUUCGACCUGCUGGCCAGUAGCAGCUUGUUUGGGAGAUUUGGUGCCGACUUGCCCAAAGAGAUGGCUGCUCUCUCGGUGGAAACCCAGAGCACCAGCUCGGAGGAGAUGGUACCUAGUUCUCCGUCUCCACCGCCUCCACCUCGUGUCUACAAGCCGUGCUUUGUGUGUCAGGACAAGUCCUCGGGGUACCACUACGGGGUCAGCUCCUGUGAGGGCUGCAAGGGUUUCUUCCGUCGCAGUAUCCAGAAGAACAUGGUCUACACCUGCCACAGAGACAAGAACUGUCAGAUUAACAAGGUCACACGUAACCGGUGCCAGUACUGCAGGCUGCAGAAGUGCUUUGAGGUCGGCAUGUCCAAGGAAGCGGUCCGUAAUGAUCGAAACAAGAAGAAGAAAGAUGUGAAAGAGGAGGUGGUGCUUCCAGAGAGCUACGAGCUCAGCGGAGAGCUAGAAGAGUUGGUCAACAAAGUCAGCAAAGCUCACCAAGAAACCUUUCCCUCACUUUGCCAGCUGGGCAAAUACACCACUAACUCCAGCUCAGACCACCGUGUCCAGCUGGAUCUAGGUCUGUGGGACAAGUUCAGUGAGCUCUCCACCAAGUGCAUCAUCAAGAUUGUGGAGUUUGCCAAGCGGCUGCCGGGCUUCACCACCCUCACCAUCGCUGACCAGAUUACUCUCCUGAAGUCGGCCUGUCUGGACAUACUGAUGCUGAGGAUCUGCACACGCUACACCCCGGAACAGGACACUAUGACCUUCUCAGAUGGCCUGACUCUGAACCGGACUCAGAUGCACAACGCCGGUUUUGGUCCCCUCACAGAUCUGGUGUUUGCCUUUGCCGGCCAGCUUCUACCACUGGAGAUGGACGACACAGAAACCGGCCUCCUCAGUGCCAUCUGUCUCAUCUGUGGAGAUCGUAUGGAUCUAGAGGAGCCACAGAAAGUGGACAAACUGCAAGAACCUCUUCUUGAGGCCUUGAAGAUCUACGCUCGCCGCCGCCGCCCCAACAAACCUCACAUGUUUCCCCGCAUGCUAAUGAAGAUUACAGACCUCAGGGGCAUCAGCACCAAGGGCGCAGAACGAGCCAUCACUCUGAAGAUGGAGAUCCCAGGACCCAUGCCUCCUUUGAUCAGGGAGAUGCUGGAGAACCCAGAGGCAUUCGAUGACCAAACGGAGAGCAACGAGAGUCCACCGCCGCCGCUGCCACCACCUCCACCUCCACCACCAGCCCUGGUUCUGAAGCAGGAGGCCGAGGACGAGGAUGACAGCUGGGCCACAGAGAACGGCAGCGAGCCAUCACCGGAGGAGGAGGACGAGGACGAUGAUGAUGACGUCGGGGAUGAAGAGCGAGACCGGGCCUCGGACAGUGACGGAGAGGCUUGGGGGGUGCUGGAUGCCAUUGAAGGGUCGAGAAAAGGCCUUGUGGGGAGGGCACAGUGAACAGAGACACAUACGGUCCAAACAUAAAAGACAACCUCACUCACGCUUCCACCUCAAGAAAAUGCUGGCCUUCUUCUCCUACUCCUCCUCCUUCUCCUUACUGCACAUCACUGUGUCCUCCACAAUGGAGCACAGCAGAGCCUUAUGUGUACAGACUCGUCUCACUCAGGUCACUGAGGUCAGUGACAAGCGAACGACAGGAAAAGGUAGAGGAGAGACGGCAGCAUCACAUAUAAACUCCUCGCAUGGCCAACAGGGAAGUUAACAAGUGACAAAAAGAACAAUACCUCUUUGAGAAAGCUAAACCUCUCUCUUUUUUUUCUCGUUAUGUCUAAAUAGGGAAAUGGCCAAAUAAAACACCAGAACUGUGCAGUUGACUCCAACGGAUUACAAUAAGCACAUUUCUCAAAAGAAAAUGAUGCAGGGCAAAACCAAAUCAAGUAUAUGCUAACCGUUGUUUUUGUGGUUUUUGCUUUUGAAUACUUUUUUUUUUUUUUUUGAUUUAUGAAUAAGACCAUACAUAUCUAUGUACCAUUAUAUUUUUUUUGUCUUUGUUAUUCUGGUUUUAUAUAUGAAUCCUUUUAGACAAGUUUUUUUCUUAUUCUUCUUUGAAGAGCUUUCCUGAGAAGAUAUUCAGAGGGCUGGGUCUUCCUGAUCACCUACAUACCCUGAGCUUGGGGGUGGAGGGUGAAGGGGACACACUUUGGCUCACUGUGGACUUCGAUGAUAAUCAACCCAGAAGACGAUUGUUGUGUUACAGUGACUUUGUUUGUGUUAUCAGGGAAUUGGCAUUAUUUUGUUCUUGUUGUAACCAACAUAUGCUCUCAAUGUGGAAACUAAGUAUCUUUGUGCCAAAGUUAGGAAAAGUCAUCUUUGGGAUACGGUUUGACUACUGGCAGGGACUUUGACCAUGAACCGUUAUUGUCACAGCACUCACUCAUAUGCAAUCACAUACAGCAUAUGUUUAAUAUGUACUCCUAGAGAUUACAUAUUUCCAGAAGUGACUGGGUUGGUUGGUUUGGUGCCACUGUUUACAUCGGACUUUGUAACAUCGACAUUUGACUGGACUGUUGACAGGUCGUAUUAAACGUGGCCCAAAUUAUUUUUCUAGGUAUCACACUAACUCCGUUUUCAGACUCAAAACAAAUCUUUCUUUCUCAGCCACUCCUCCCCAACCCCCAGCAUCAAGCACAAAGAACCAUAUUUGGAACCUUUUAACAGGCCUAACGGCUCCCUAUGUGGGGAAGAAAAACACGUGGAUUCUAAUCUGGCCACUUUUUUUUUUUUUAAUCAGAAGCACUUUUAGCCACGAUAUGUAACUUUUGGAUGUAUUUCUGGAAAGUAGCUGCUGUCAGCCAUCUUGAUAAAAAUUCAACAGCUGUGCAGUGAGUAAUGAGAGGUGUUGGUGCUGGUUUCAUAGGGUAGGGCACAUGUACUAAAUGUGCACACCUGUAAAUUGCAUGUACUAAACACGCACAUGUGGCCAGACCAAUAAUGUAAACGGAACAGAAAGGCUCCAGGCACAGAGGGAGUGGUAUUUCAUUGUCUGCACAGGACACCAUAGAGAAUAGUUGUUGGAUGUUCUAUUGCUUAAGGUGUCAUUUAGGAGACCUUUAAAUAAUAUUCCAACUGUGGAUGAUGCUAAUUGUGGUUCACGCUAACUGUGGUUGAUAGUAACCUCAGCUGACGCUAACCUGAUGCCCAGCCUAGCUAUUAACCGUGAUGAUGCUAACCAUUAGCACCGACCACAGCUGGCAUCAGUUAUAUUUAACAUCAUCCACAGGUAGUGUCAGUCGCAGUUUGCAUUUGCCCAUACAGCGGCGAAAUGUUAUAAAUAGCGGUACACUCCAAACCCAGUAAUUUCCAGAAAACUUACAUUGGUUACUCCUUUCAUUCUACCCUCAGCUGGAACAGAUGUGCUGACCUGGCAUCGAUAUGUAGCACUUUUGUGAUCCUGUUUUCACAUCUCGCUCGCUGACAGCAGACGCCUUCGAGCUCAACCCAGCUAGCAUGACCCGUUCUGAUGACAGUUGAAUGCAAUCAAACAUGGAGCACUCCCUGAUAAUAUCAGUAGUCCAAAAAAAUUCAACGCAAAUGCAUCCACACAUACAUGUAGCACCUACACGAUCAAAGACAUAUAUGCAAGUGGAAAGCAGAAAUCCUUAUGGAAGACAUUUUGCAGACAGACUCAGGGCUUUUCAAUAAGGACCAAACUCUAGCUGCUGGCUAGACACAGGCAAUAUUUAUGUGUGUAUUCUUGCCUCGUUAUCUGCUCAAACCCUCUGUGUGCACAUAGAAUGCGACUAGUCUGGAAAAAUAAAAUAAAACAGCAUGGAUGCCACUGUGGGGAAGUAUCAUCAGCAGCAGCAUCACUGCUUCCCCACCUGAGCUUGAGCUGGUGUCUAUGCAGCAAACUGCCUUCUCUUCCCAAAAGCCAUUAUAUCAUCUUGUGUACAUACUCGCUCUUUAAAAGGGGCCGUGGAGGAUUACGCGUUCUCAUGUAUCACUUCUUUAUUGCCAAAAUGUCUCACGAGGUGAUCAGCCGGGGAGAGCACAGCUGAUAGGAUUCACUCGCUCUUCUUGAAGCAAUAUGAACAAUGAUUCUGUGGCAGUGAAAGGUUUCCUCAUUGUGUGUAUGUGAGAGUGUGUGUGAGAGCUAUUUUCAUUGGGUGAAUGUCUUUGUGCUGUCACACAUCACCUUGUGUGCGACGCCUCGUCCCUUCUCCCUCUGCUCAGCUGUUAUGAUGGAACGUUGAGAUUGUUUGUUUCUGCAUCUUGUGUUUUGUGUUCAACACGGCCAAGGCGUUGUCAACCAUCUGUUUAUGUCAUACAAAGAAAAGCCAUAUAAACAGUAAGAGGCACAAUAAACUACUUUUGUGAGAUUA